Fusarium venenatum is the source of this 747-nucleotide messenger RNA. Its product is annotated as 60S ribosomal protein uL30. Gene Ontology annotation, molecular function: RNA binding; structural constituent of ribosome. Gene Ontology annotation, biological process: maturation of LSU-rRNA from tricistronic rRNA transcript (SSU-rRNA, 5.8S rRNA, LSU-rRNA). Gene Ontology annotation, cellular component: cytosolic large ribosomal subunit. The record is from RefSeq and is a predicted model, not a curated record. NCBI's taxonomy places the organism in Eukaryota, Fungi, Ascomycota, Sordariomycetes, Hypocreales, Nectriaceae.
AUGGGUGCUACCGUUCCUACCAACGACCAGAUCCUGGUCCCCGAGACCCUUCUCAAGAAGCGCAAGUCUCAGGAGAAGGCCCGUGCUGAGCGCGCCGACGCCGUUGAGAAGAAGAAGACUGCCAACAAGGAGAAGCGUCAGGUCAUCUUCAAGCGUGCUGAGAAGUACGUUCAGGAGUACCGCGAUGCUGAGCGUGAGAAGAUCCGUCUUCACCGCGUUGCCAAGUCUGAGGACUCUGCCUACGUCCCUGCUGAGGCCAACCUGAUCUUCGUCGUCCGUAUCAAGGGUAUCAACAAGAUGCCCCCCAAGCCCCGCAAGAUCCUCCAGCUUCUCCGUCUCCUCCAGAUCAACAACGGUGUCUUCGUCAAGGUCACCAAGGCCAUCACUGAGAUGCUCAAGGUUGUCGAGCCUUGGAUCGCCUACGGUUACCCCAACCUGAAGACCGUCAAGGAGCUCAUCUACAAGCGUGGCUACGGAAAGGUCAACAAGCAGCGAACUGCUCUUACCGACAACUCCAUUGUUGAGGAGAACCUCGGCAAGUACGGCAUUGUCUGUGUUGAGGAUCUCAUCCACGAGAUCUACACUGUCGGCCCCAACUUCAAGCAGGCCUCCAACUUCCUCUGGCCCUUCAAGCUCUCCAACCCUACUGGUGGUUUCCGUCCCCGCAAGUUCAAGCACUUCAUCGAGGGUGGUGACCUUGGUAACCGCGAGGAGGCUAUCAACGCCCUCGUCCGCCAGAUGAACUAA